Molecule: messenger RNA, 1562 nt
Organism: Paramecium octaurelia
Lineage: Eukaryota; Ciliophora; Oligohymenophorea; Peniculida; Parameciidae
Source: the annotation of a GenBank genome assembly
AAUGAAUCAACUGAAAAAACAUAUCUCUGUUAAAUGCAUCAAUUUUAACACAUAAUCUACUAAUACACGUUCUAGAAGUAUUUCAAACCAAGUAUCAAAGAAUUCAACAGAUAGGUCUAGAUCUGUAAGCAAACAAUGCCCAGCUAUUAAGUAGUAUAAUUAGAAUAACUUUUUAGGUUGCCUGUGCCAGUAAAGAAUUCUGAAACUACAUCACUGUCAAAUACAAAAUAGGUAUCUAAAUUAGGAAAGAUAAAAAUUGAUCUAGGGAAUAAUGCGACAUCACGCAGUCAAUAGACGACUUAAAAAUCAAGAUCAAGUAGUUAAAUAAGCAAAGAAGAGUCUUUUCCGAAAAUGCUUCCAGAUUUUGGAAGAAUGGAAACUGAAUUGCUUGAUUGUUAGGAUUUUUUUCUGCAAUUGCCUGAAAUACACUUUCCUACAAAUGAAGAUGUAAUGAAAGAGAGAGUAAUAUUGGCAAAUAGAAUCGCUUAUACAAUAAAGACAAAGAAACGAAUCCCUCCUUCAACACCUGAUUUUUAUAAGGUACCGAAUCUCUAACCUUAGUAAGGUAGCUCUGCUAUGUGAUAGGCAAAGGAGCCUUUGCUAAAGUGUGUUUAGGAAUACAAAUUUUAACAGGUGCCAAAGUAGCCAUGAAAAUAAUUGAAAAAUCAACUUUGAAGAGUGAAAGUGCAAAAAAAAGAUUGUUGUUAGUAAAACUGCGAUUUUAUUUUAGGAAAUAACUAUUAUGAAAAUUUUAUCCCAAUACAAAUAGUUUGCAUAAUUAUAUGAAGUAUUUGAAACAAAAAAACAAAUCUACAUCAUAAUGGAAUAUGUAGAAGGAGGAGAUUUGAUGAAAUGGACCAAAGAGAAGCCCAUUCCAGAGAUCUAAGCCAAAAAUAUCUUUGCUUAAUUGACACUGGCUCUUUAAACUCUCCAAAGUCAUAAUAUCUUACACAGAGAUAUCAAAUUAGACAAUAUCUUACUUUAAGGAGAUUUGAUAAAGAUUUGUGACUUUGGAGUCAGUAGACAGAUUAUUAAAGGGCAGAAAAUAUUAGAAUAAUGUGGGACACCAGCGUAUUUAGCACCUGAAAUAAUAUUCAGUAAAAUUGGUUAUGAAGGAUUUGCAAGUGAUAUUUGGAGUGCUGGAGUUCUUCUAUAUAUUUUGUUAGUUGGCAAGGUGCCUUUUAAAGGAAAUAAUAUGAAUGAAUUGAAUCAUAACAUUUAAAAUGGGUAAUUAAAUUUUAUUGAGAUGAAGAAACAAAAUCUAUCAAACGAUUCAGUUGGUAAAUAUUGUAAUUAAAUAGUUAGAUUUAAUUAAAUAGAUGUUGAAUGUUAAUCCAAAACUAAGAAUAACGUUAACUGAAAUUAUGAAUCAUCAAUGGCUGAAGGAGAUAAAUAUUAAAUAGCAAAAAUAACAACCAAACAGUACAAAUUUAGACUUAAGGGUAAUUUCACAAAUAGAAUAAUUUGGGUAUUAAAGGGAAUUCAUUAUAAAAAGCUUGCAAAAGUAAACAUUUUGUCAUAUUAAUGCCAUCUAUUCAAUAUUAACCAGUGUAUAAAAAUGA